Cylindrotheca closterium is the source of this 849-nucleotide messenger RNA. The record is from the annotation of a GenBank genome assembly. Lineage: Eukaryota; Bacillariophyta; Bacillariophyceae; Bacillariales; Bacillariaceae.
AUGUUCAAAACUCUAUCACUCUUCCUUCUCCUUCAAGGCGCUAGCGCCAUGUAUGUGAGAAUCAAUGGAUACGAAUGUUCUGAAAAGGCAAUGUCGUUGACAUUGUCCAAAAUCUGUAACGAAGAAAGUACUUGCCUUUUGGGAGAGAAUGCUUCAAUCGAAGGAUACUUGAAUUACUACGGAAUGGUCGACGAGUUCGGCAUGAGCGCAGAUUCUUCUGCCUAUGUUGACUUUAGCUUGAAAUUCACUCAAAACGGAGCCGCAAUCUACAACCACAACAUCUACAGCCUGCAACAAAUGCCCCUUUGCAGCGACUCAUUGACAGCCUCUGACGGUGGUUCUUGCCCAUCUGGUGGACGAUACAGUUUCCAGCAAACUCUCUACUUGCCUCCGCUUGAUAACCAAUUGAAGGAUUGGGGAUACUCUGGAUUCAAUGGACGAGGAGAACUCACUGCCUACAUGGGCGAAGACAAUGGAUCUACUGUCCUCGGAUACUGCACCUUUGAUGUUACCACUACCUCUUCUGGUGCUUUUGCCAAGGCUCCAUCUGGUCGGGCUGUUUUGUACGGAGUCUUUGGUACCGUUACCUUCCUUCUCGUGCUUGCUGUUAUGGGUUUCCUCUGCGCCAAGAGAGAAGCCAAGGUUGCCAUGGUCAACAAGGUUUCUAAAUCCACCAGAAAGGCUGUCAAGAGAGCCAAGCAAGCAGUUGGAGUGAGCACAUCUCCCAAUGAUUUCGAGGCCAUGGAAGAAAAGACCAAUGCCGAGGCCAAGCAAAACUGGAAGCUCGACUGGGAUUCCAAGGCAGCCGUUGGCAAGCACCCAGCACAAAAGCAAAUCAUGAAUGUAUAA